AAUAAAUCUCCUUGCAAAUUCUCUGCACACCCACUUCACGUCCCUUGUCUCUGUAGUAGCUUUGCAGUUUGUCUGAGGUCCAAACCACAAGUUCUGUACGAACAAAAGCACACCAGUGUUUCGUCUCUGUGAGCUUAAAAGGACAACCUUCUGUCUUAUUAUUACAUCCUCUGAUAAUGAUAAUCAACAUAAAUAAGUCUCCUACCUCUGUAAUUGCUGGCUUUAUUUCUUUUCUUGCAAAUUAUUGAUUUUGGUGACGUUAAUGAGUUGCAGCUGUUGUUGUCACCUAAUCCAAGAAUACCCACUUCAUCGAAUCCUUUGAAUUUAUGUCGAACUCCUUAAAAACCAUCCAAAAAGUUGCCAAAUUUAUACUCCAUCUUUUGACUGUUUCUGUGUCUCAAUCUUUAAAAUGUCAGUUCAUGAAAUGUCCCACCUGGAUUUAGAGCAAGGGACACACCAGCGCUCCGUUGCUGGAAGUGAUAUCAGUUCUUUUUCUGAUGCAGAAAAUGGGUCUUGCUACUCUCAGUUCUAUUCAACCACUGCUGGGUCUUAUGAUGAUUACAGUUUUGCCUGUGUCUCUGAACUUGAGGGCAUAGACGGUGUGGUUUUGGAUUCUAGGAGGGUGUCUUCAGUGUCUGAUUGUUCAGUGGAGGUGGAGAUUGAGAAUAAGGUACCUGAAAUAAAGGUGCAUUUGAGUAAAGUGGAGAGAGAUUGUAGGAUUUGCCAUCUGGGUUUGGAGAGUAACAGUCAUGAAUCGGGCGUUCCUAUUGAAUUGGGUUGCUCUUGUAAGAAUGAUUUAGCUGCUGCUCAUAAACAGUGUGCAGAAGCUUGGUUCAGGAUUAGGGGAAACAAGACCUGUGAGAUUUGUCAUUCGAUUGCACGCAAUGUUGUUUUAGCAAUUGACAUAGAAUCAAUCGAGCAUUUGAAUGAGACAAACAAUGGCAUGGAUACCGCUACAACAGCAGUCUCAGCAUCAAUUCCCACUGCAGAAACUAGAAGCUUUUGGCAAGGCCACCGCUUCCUGAAUUUCUUGCUUGCUUGUGUAGUAUUUGCUUUUGUACUGUCAUGGCUCUUUCACUUCAAUGUGCCAUCCUCGUAAACUUCUGUAGAAGAGGGUUGAGAGAAUAGGAAAAGGAAAUAACUUUAGAGGAAAGCCGAAGUAAUCUAGAAGAGUUUGCAGAGAUUGUUGUGUGAUGAGUGAGGAAGACUUCAGUGCUUCAUGUGGUUUUAUAGGCAAUCAUAACAUUUUCCUUUAAUACGCGUAGGAGUUAUGUUGAUCUAUAUACUUACAAUGAUAUUUUCCAGAGCUUUGACAGCCUUGAAAAUUAUUCGUAGGUGUCCUGAUGCUGGGUCGAUUCAUAGCUCUGCCUUGAAAAAUAUUUAUAGGUGUUUGGAGGUUG
Populus euphratica (Euphrates poplar) is the source of this 1400-nucleotide messenger RNA. RefSeq lists its product as uncharacterized. NCBI's taxonomy places the organism in Eukaryota, Viridiplantae, Streptophyta, Magnoliopsida, Malpighiales, Salicaceae. Gene Ontology annotation, molecular function: zinc ion binding. The transcript has 2 exons. The record is from RefSeq and is a predicted model, not a curated record. Bases 410 to 1099 code for a protein of 229 amino acids.